This is a messenger RNA of Kickxella alabastrina, 1088 nucleotides long. RefSeq lists its product as uncharacterized. The transcript has a single exon. NCBI's taxonomy places the organism in Eukaryota, Fungi, Kickxellomycota, Kickxellomycetes, Kickxellales, Kickxellaceae. Bases 176 to 859 code for a protein of 227 amino acids. The record is from RefSeq and is a predicted model, not a curated record.
UUGUCUUUGUUUGCCUUGCACUAAUUUUCUUUCCACACGACCCCCCUGUUUAUGUGCCUCUUUUUGGGACCUUGCAUUCACAACUUCACCGCACUCGCUCUCCUAGUACUACUUUCGUUACCAGCCCUGGCUAACCCGCCUUCACCAGAAAAAGCAUCAAGCUGUGCCGCCCAUCAUGAACAACAGUGAUGGCCAUGCCCGGGACAGCAAUGGUGCGCUUUUAUCGCCUGGAACCAUAAAUCAUGCGCCAGCGCUCACAUCUGCUGCUGACAACAAGUCAAAUCAUUUCGACACCAACCAGCCCGCGCCGCUGUCUGCCAGUCAGUUUGAAGACUUUGCGCUCAUGGCCAUGUGCGCCGCCACUGCCCUGGUUGAGCAGCGCUCCGCGCAACCGUGCUCUACCACGCUCGCUGUCGCCGCCGCUGCCACUGGUCCUGUGGCGCAGCAUCCAGCCGAGCGCGCAGUCGACUUUGUAUGGCAGCUGGGGCUUGUCCACCCGGAGUCCGGCCUGGUGCCCGAUGACGACUACGGCCGCAUUCACAUGCUGCAGUUUCUAUACAUCUGGGCCACCCGCGUCCUGCCAGCACUGCAUAACGCCCCAGAGGCCCUGGCUCGGUCCUGCGACCUGGCGACGCUCAGCAGCUGGAUUUCACUGCAGCGCCGCCGCCAAAAGAAGCAGCGCGGCCCCUUCUGGAACGGCCGCCUGCCCAGCGCCGCUGAGGUUGUUGUCGCGCCAUUCGCCGAUUACCUUCUACACGCCGGCAUUAUCCCUGACACUCAGGAGCAUGGCGCCCUGGCUUCCUGGCUGGCCGCCGUGCAAGCCUUGUCUCUACCGAUGCAGUUGGUUCGUUCGGGCUAAUAGGCAGCCAUGAGCAGCUUCGAGCAAGCCAUACAACGCCUCGGACUACCCUCAUUCACGUUGCAUGUUUUCUUUUCAGUUGGAAUUAAAGCGAGUCAAAUCAAGUUGAUUCAAGCUUGCCGAUCUGAUGCAGUAUGCCCUGUUUUAAAUGCAUUUUGUGGGACCCCCUCGUAUCUCGAGGUCUGAUACUCUUUGAUAUUGAAUAAUAAAAAUAUAUGCCAAAAACCCA